GUGCGCGUCCAAGCUCAAAUCAAGUGCUGCGCGUCGGCGCAAUAGGUGGGCAUACUUUGAUAAAGCAAACGAAAAUUUACAUCAAACGCGCAAGGCUACAAUUUUGUCUCGCGCAGUGAAGGUGCGCGCUGAAAGUAAACUUUGGAAGGAUAAAAAAAAUUUAAAAAUUUUUUAAGUUUUCAAAUUUGGGUGUAAUAACACGUCUUGAAAGUGAAUGAAUUUUAAAUCUACAAAAAAUAUGCUUCCAACUUUUAAUUUUACCCCUGAGCAAGUAGCCUGCGUUUGCGAAGUGCUACAACAAAGCAAUGACAUGGAGAGACUUGAGAGAUUUCUAUGGUCUCUACCAGACCACGACAGUAUUCAAAAAGAGGUUAGCGUGCUCAAGGCGACAGCUGCAGUGUAUUUUCACCAGGGAAACUUCCAAGAGCUCUAUCGACUUUUGGAGAGCAAUAAUUUCCCAGUAUCUUCUCACAACAAGUUGCAGUCUCUGUGGAUGAAAGCGCACUAUAUCGAGGCGGAGAAAUUGAGAGGAAGGCCUCUGGGCGCUGUUGGCAAGUACAGAGUGAGACGGAAAUUUCCUCUGCCGCGAACAAUUUGGGACGGCGAGGAGACCAGUUAUUGCUUCAAGGAACGCUCAAGGAAUAUACUACGUGAGUGGUACACGCAUAAUCCUUAUCCUUCGCCUCGUGAAAAACGGGAGCUAGCCGAGGCUACUGGCUUGACAACUACACAAGUUAGCAAUUGGUUUAAAAAUAGAAGACAACGCGAUCGAGCGGCAGAAGCUAAAAGCAGGUAGGCAUAAACACUUUUUGCAGUAGACUAACACAAUUCCUCCAAAUGUACGUGUAUAAUUGUAUUGUACACUUAUGAUGGAAGGAUUAUAGUUCACACAAGGUUAAUGCAUGCAAAGAUUUUAACAAUUCAGUUCAUAGCUUUGUUAUUACUGUUUAAAAAUAGACGUCUAAAUGUCUGGGUAACUAUAGCAAGCCAAUAAAUCUAGACUAACUGCCCUUAUGUACAAUAUAUACAAUUAUACAACAAUGUGCAAUAAUAUUGUGUUGUGUUUGGCUCGCAAUGAUCAAGCGCGCUCUGAGACUCAAUCGUUGGGAAUAGUAGCGCGCUUUUAUGUUUAAAUAUAUAGUGCCUUCUGCAAGCUUCAAGAAAUAACGGAAUUCUCAACGACAACUUUUCUAAUUGUAUCUAAACAGACGGCUUACCAGAAUUCGAACAUCCUGAAUUGUCUUUGAGAGGAAGUAAUAAACAAUGUGUUGAGAUAGACGCGAAAAUGGCCGUAAUUACAUUAUGGCCUCCAGAUCUGUGCGUGAUCAACACAGGACGUUCCUUAAUAGUAACUGAACACAUCUCCAUACCUUUGCGCAUUUCACGUGAAUAUCUCUUCAAAACUGCUUCGACGCUUUCCCGUUCCGCGUCACGACGCGACGCGAUGAAACUGAACGCGCUAAUAAUGAUCCCGUAACAUUUAAUACGCGGCAUUAAAACUAUUUGUUUUCGCACGGAUUCUAUUGCAUCGCGAAGAAACCUGAUUUUGGUUUUAUGUCAUAGCCUGUUAUGUAAGGUAAUUUUAUCUGCCUUUCGCCAAAAACGCGCGUUGCAAUUAAGACGGAUGCAGAGAUAAAACGGCCAGAGGCUUGCGCGCAGCACUAUAGGCCAUAACACAAGCGAGCUAAAGCAUUGCAUAUUUUGCGCAAUUUAUUCAAAUGUGUUUACAGUAGCAAUCUUGGGUGACUUGCGCACAGUUAGCGUAAAGGAAAUACAGUUUGUUCAGCCUUAGGCAAAUUUUAGCGAACAUUCUGUUGUGAUAUUAGAUACAGUCGUACAGAUUUUGUUUCGGAAUGCUGGAUUCAAUGCAAUCUGAUAUGAAUUGUGAGGGUAUGAAAAUCUAUAUUAAGCAGCUGGGGUUUGUGUCUGAAGUAGAACUACCCGAAAAAGAUACCAAGUGAUGGUAAAAUAUAUGAUCUAAAUACAAGACUGUACACUCACUAGUUUAACAUUACGAAUUGGUAGCAUUACGAUUUACGGAUCCUUAUUUCAAAAUUAAUGUACAAGAAUUCAUUGUAGUGUAAGUAGCAUUCUACGAUAGGUUGUCGUUGUUUGGAUCUGACCGAUAAAAAGAUUUUAAAAACCUACUUCGACAUUUUGAGCGAACGUUUUCGUGAAGAGCUUAGUUCUACUGUUCUACUAGUAACGUUCCAGCGGAGGGCUCAAACCCUCGACGGAGUUUCUAAUCGUUUUAAAAAGGUUUAAACGCAAACCACGGCAGCUUGUUGUAGAAUACUACCUACACUGGACCCUUGACAUGAUAUGAUAAUUUCAAUUUUUUCCAGGGAUCCGAACAAUAACAUAAUUGACGACGCUUCCUCGCCGAAAUUACACUUGGUCACACGGCAUGGUGGUUUGGAUGGCAUAAAACAAAAUGGCCUGACGCAUGUGGAUUUUCCCUGUCUACCACCUUCGCAUACACCUCAACCCUCGAUCAAACUCGAGAGCCAUGAAAUGCAAAUGCUCGCAGCAAGUUCACACCACGACGCAAUGUUAGCUCAAAAUGUUGCCGAGUUCGCGCAAUGUCUACCGGACACACACAUGUUGAACACACUUACACCUUCGCUUGUUGGACUUUGACUCAAAAAAUUGACAUCGCCUUAAAGGUAUACGGGCAUAAGGGCAUUGGGUUAACAUUAGUUAGUUUUAAGAAAAACUUAAAAUUUAUGCGAUGCUGUAAAAAUCCCAUGAAAGAACCAAUAGAUGAAGACCUAUAGCAGCCUAAAAUUAGGACAAUUUGGCACCUAUGAAUACAAGAGCAACUUCAAGCUGAGAAAUAGGCUGCUUCUUAUAAAACCUAAACAUUUGUACUUUAGAUGAAGUCGAAAAAAGUUUCUGAGGCCAGUUACAAGCUUCUCUAUAUUGAGUAUGUCUUAUUAUACUAGUGCAAGAUAGAGUCUUGUUCACUGCUCAACGUUAUCAGAUUCGGAGGCUUUGAAAUUGCAAUUAUCACUGUAUAAACACUAGUGUAUUGAUAAGAAAUUAAGAAUACAAUUUAAAACACUAAAAGCAGUAAUAAUUGUUUCUGAAAUUAUUAACCAGUAGAAAUUAAAACCAGUCUAGAACCGACCUUGUUUGAUUUCAUAUCAUUUAAUAUAAUCAGUACUGGUUAAGCCAUUUCAGAAAAUACUGAUUCUUUUAUGGGGUUUUUGCUACAAAGUUUAAAAAAAACUAACAACUCCUCGUAGGAGGUUUAAAUUUGGGACCCAAAAUCACACAUUAAUACCAUUUAGUGUUGCGAAAAAUUAGCAAUUUAUGCGUGUAUAUGCGCAUCAUGCAUACAUAUAUAUAAAAAUAUGAUUUUUUUUGUAGAAAUAGGUAGGUUUCGCUAAGCACUAUAAUUGUCUAUAUCGUGCAGCAGAUAGUGGUCAACCAGCUGCAGUGAUCAGAGUGAGAAAAUAAUGUUCAUUCUUUUCAUUAUAUAUAUAUCAUUGUCGUAUAUAAUAAACUUGAAAUUUGUUGUUCAAUUUGCCUGCCUCCUAUACUCUAUACAGUGUGAACAUUUCUGAACGGCGUUGACCAGCAUCUGUCUGUAUCGUAUAAUAUUCCUUCUUAUCGAAACACACCAAUAUGUAAAUAUAGCUAGGAAAACAUCAUGAAAUGAACAAAACAAUGUAAUUAUAUAUUCGCGUGAGAAAUUUGCACUAUUAGAAGGCUAAAAGUCCUUGAUUAAAGCAUUACGACUAAUGAGUAAUGAAAUAUAAUUGCACAACAAUUCCUUAAUGCAAACCGAUUUAACUUUUAUCCUGCAUUAAUGUCGUUCAAUCCACUUAAUUGUUUGCAUUUAAUGGACAUUGUCAUUGUGCCUAAAAUUGUUUUUACUGUUUCAAAAACAACAUUCAAACUUUAAUGUACAUAACUCAUAAGAGAGUGUCUGUCAGAGUGAUCAUGAAUUCACUGUCUUUUCAGAUAUUAAAAUCAAUUAUAUUUUUACGCAAUUAUACAGAGAUUUUUUCGUAAAUAACAAGUCAGC
Molecule: messenger RNA, 4033 nt
Organism: Paramuricea clavata
Lineage: Eukaryota; Metazoa; Cnidaria; Anthozoa; Malacalcyonacea; Plexauridae
Source: the annotation of a GenBank genome assembly